GCCACGGUACGGGCCCGUAUCCGUAUCCACCGACUCCUUUACGGCUUCUACACGCAAUUCUGCCAACCUUAACGGUGCCGUUUUUGGCGAUUGUGGCGACGUUGGGGGGUAACAAUCCCAUACAAAUGCUUAUUGGUUGCCGCUCGGGUUAUCAUGUGAUCAACUUGAUUCCGCUUGAGGCCUAGAGGCCAAUCUUAGCAAAGCUUCAUCCCUACUCUCACUUGUCCUAUUCCCAACAAUGUCUGACGUGAAGAAGGGCAAGACGCCCAAGGAAUUUGCAGUCGAUUUCCUUAUGGGCGGUGUCUUAGCUGCUGUCUCGAAGACCAGCGCUGCCCCAAUUGAGCGGAUUAAGCUAAUGGUCCAGAACCAGGAUGAAAUGAUCAAGCAAGGUCGUCUUUCCACUCCUUACAAGGGUGUUACCGAUGCCUUCAAGCGUACCUAUGCUGACGAAGGCCUCGUGGCACUGUGGAGAGGAAACACCGUCAACAUCAUUCGGUACUUCCCUACCCAGGCUCUGAAUUUCGCCUUCAAGGAUUACUUCAAGUCUUUGUUCGGUUUCAAGAGGAACGAAGGCUACUGGAAGUGGUUCGCUGGCAACGUCGCUUCCAGUAGUGCCGCUGGUGCCUCCUCCCUCCUCUUCCUCUACUCUUUGGACUACGCUCGCACUCGUCUUGCCAACGACACCAAGUCUAUUAAAGGUGGAGGAGAACGUCAGUUCAAUGGCCUCGCUGACGUGUACAAAAAGACUUAUGCUUCGGAUGGCAUUUUUUUUUUUUUUGAAUCCUGUUGGUAUGUGAUGUACCGUAAUCCUACACGCUAGUGUAUGGUGGGAUAUUGCUACUUAUCUAUAUCUCAUCCAUUUUUCUGUUCUACAUUCCUAUGCAUGUUAACAAACGAGCUUCUCUGAGCUCAGUGCGAACCACAUCGCGACCGCCU
Molecule: messenger RNA, 936 nt
Organism: Desarmillaria tabescens
Lineage: Eukaryota; Fungi; Basidiomycota; Agaricomycetes; Agaricales; Physalacriaceae
Product: mitochondrial carrier domain-containing protein
Exons: 7
Coding region: 239-820 (193 amino acids)
Biological process (GO): mitochondrial ATP transmembrane transport; mitochondrial ADP transmembrane transport
Cellular component (GO): mitochondrial inner membrane
Molecular function (GO): ATP:ADP antiporter activity
Source: RefSeq, a predicted model, not a curated record